AUGUUGUGUUCUCCAGUUCUGUGCCCCUCCCUCACACUGACCAAUGGGAUGAUCUCCUACUCUGACCCUACACUGGGUAGGGACACUGUGGCCACUCACACCUGUGUGGCUGGGUCUGCCCUCACCACUGACCUCAGUACCAGGACCUGUGGAGUGACUAGACGUGUGGGUGUCUGGUCUGGGUCACCUCUGGUGUGUGCAGCAAAUCUUAUGAGCGAAGUAUGUCCAGAUGUGGGUAUUGAAUCAACCUUACAGCCUGUGACGGAAGAGCAGUUCCAACUUAGGACAACCAACCGCGAGGAUGGGGCUCGCCUUGAUGUUGUGGCCCAGAGCUUCUGGAGCAACGAUAGACAGAGUGCAUUUUUUGAUGUCAGGGUCUUCAACCCGUACGCACCUACCUAUCGCCGCUCCACCAUGGCCCAGAGCUACAGAAGAAACGAGAUGGAGAAGAAGAGAGCUUAUGAACAGCGUGUAAGAGAAGUCGAACAUGGAUCGUUUACGCCUUUGGUUUUCUCUGCUGCUGGAGGUAUGGGUCCGGCUGCAGAUAUUGUCUACAAGAAACUAGCUUCAAUGCUGGCAGAGAAACAGGACAAAACAUACAGCACAACUCUGAAUUGGAUGAGAUUUUCCAUGGUUACUUGUCCGCCUGCCCUCGCUGACCCAACCAAUGGACAAGUAUCAAUAGUUACUAAUACUAUAGGGAGUACUGCUACCUACACCUGUGACACUGGAUACGGUGUCAAUGGAGCAACCACUGACACUUGUGGAGCUGAUGGUAGCUGGAGUGCUGUCCCUCCAACUUGUGAUGUCGUCUGUCCUGAGCUGUCCAUCGAUAAUGGAGUGAUCUCGUACAUUCCAACAAGCCCUCUGUUUGAGAACACUGUGGCCACUCACACCUGUGACACUGGCUAUGAGGUGAUUACAGGAGACACCACUAGGACUUGUGGGAGUACUGGAGUAUGGGGUGGAACUGCCCCACUGUGCACAGUUGUCACCUGCCCUGUCCUACUUGACCCUACCAAUGGAGGCGUGUCCACUCCUAACCUCAACUACCUCACCAUUGCUGCAUACAGCUGUGACCCUGGCUACGUCCUCACUGGUAGUGCUGCUAGAGCAUGUCUUGCUGCUGGUCAGUGGUCAGGGGAGGCACCAACAUGCCCACCUGUUGACUGUGGUUCCCUGGACGCCCCCUCCAAUGGAGCAGUGGACACAUCCUCUGGAACCACCUUCAUGAUGACUGCUACCUACACCUGUAACACUGGAUACAACAUUGCUGGAUCAGACACUCGGACUUGUGAGGCCACUGCACUCUGGACUCCAGAUGCCCCCACCUGUGCACCUGUUGACUGUGGUUCCCUCACUGUUCCUAUUAACGGGCAAGUUAGUACAUCCUCUGGAACCACCUUUAUGAGCACAGCCAUCUACACCUGUAACACUGGCUACACUCUCAAUGGAGUAUUAACUAGAACCUGUCAAGCUAAUGGAAACUGGGACCUAACAGUACCUACCUGUGAUCCUAUUGACUGUGGUUCCCUGGACACCCCUUCCAAUGGAGCAGUGGACACAUCCUCUGGAACCACCUUCAUGAUGACUGCUACCUACACCUGUAACACUGGAUACACUCUCGUUGGAGACACCACUAGGACUUGUGGAGCUGAUGGAGAGUGGUCCCCCAUUGCUCCAGUGUGCAAUCCUGUGGACUGUAUGGGUCUCACUAACCCCAUUGAUGGUAUGAUUACCUUGACAACCACCACCUUUGAGAGCAUUGCUACCUACUCUUGUAACACUGGACUAUCACUCAGUGGAGAAGCCACUAGAACCUGUCAGGCUACUGGAGUGUGGACUGGGUUAGCUCCAACCUGUGUAGCUCCUAGCAUCACAGCCACAGUGACCUCCAGUGGUCCUCCAAUGGCUGGUCAGAGCUACACCCUCACAUGUACUGUGACUGGAGGGGAGGCUCUGAAUCCAACCAUCUCCUAUCAAUGGUUCGAGGGCUCCAGCACACGUGUGAUGUUGCCUACUACCUCCGUUGAUCUCACCUUUGACCCCCUUCAUCUCUCUGAUGCUGGCCAGUAUAGCUGUGAUGUCAUUGUCAGCUCUCCAUCCUUGACCUCUGACCUCACAGCUUCCAGUGGAGUAGAGGAUCUCAUCAUUCAGAUUCCACCCCCCACUGUGAGUGUUAGUCAACCACCCACUGUGUUCCUGGGGACUAUGUUCACACUGACAUGUACUGCUGAGCUGGCAGCCUCCGUGGAUGUGGGUGUUACUGUGGGUGUGGUUUGGACAGGUCCAGGAGAUUUCAGCAUAUCAGGAGACACCACUCUUUCAAGUCAACUGAUGGUGGCCAGUGCUGCUCAGAGUGGAGACUACACGUGUACAGUUACUCUGGACUCUGCAUCUAACCUUCGAACCAACAGCGAUCCAGUCACUCAAGUGCGACCUAUCAGUGUUGUGGGUGCCCCCUCCUCUCCUGUGGUGACCUCAGUACCACUAACAGACUCCAUUGCCUUCACCUGGACCCAAAAUGAUCAGAGUGAUGUUGUGGUGACUUAUAGUAUCGUGUUUGAGUAUAAUGGAUCAUGUUCUGUGAUGGUUGCACCGAGGAGUAGAUCUGCGUCCUUCUUUACAGCAUUCACUCCCACUGUCCUGUUCAGUUUCAGCAACUAUCGAAUGACUGUCACAGCUGUCAAUCCAGUAGGAUCCAAUACAACAGUUGUCAUAGUCACCACUCUUCCCUCAGCUCCUAGUGGACCUGUACUGAACCUUGUGGCCAGUUCCUUCAACUCUACCUCAGUCACCAUUCAGUGGGACAAAGUGUCUUGUGUACAGAGAAACAGUGACAUCACUGGAUAUCAGAUCACCUAUGGUUACACAGUUGAAGGUACCACUCUGGAUAGCGCCAGCAUCCUUGGAACUGACAUGAGGGAAUUCACUGCAUCUGGUCUCAUUCCAAGAACCCAGUACACAUUCCUAGUCACUCCUCUCAUGAUCAGUAAUAGUGGCAUGGGAACUCAAGUGGCCAGUGUUGUCAGGGAGACAAGUCCAGCAGAAGAGCUGUCUCUGUUCCUGGGUGGGCAGUUUCUAACCAACCAUGCUGUAGUGACCCCCUCUGACAUUGGGGACACCAACAAUGCCCUCCUCUGUCUAACACCAUUCUCGGAUUGCUGUGACAGUUCCAAUGGACUGGCAGGAAAUUGGUUCGACCCAAGUGGUUCUGAAGUAGCAGGGGAUGGAUUUGGCACUCCACUUUACAGUGAUCGUGGUCCCAGUGUAGUGAGGCUAAACCGCAGAGCAGACAAUGUUGACUCUGGAGUGUAUCGCUGUGAGCUACUGACAGCAGUGGGUGUGUCCAUGAGCCUCCAUGUUGGUCUCUACCCUCUUGGUGAAGGUGCUCCCACUAUACCUGAUGAGCUGGUGUUCAAUAGAGCUGACCUCACUCUGACGUGUGUGUCUAAUGGUGGUCCAGCUAGUGAGGUGGUGUGGACCAGGGAUGGAGCUACUGUCUCUACUGGAUACACUCUCACACAAACUGUCACCAACACAGCCACAGCUACCUAUGAGAAUGUCCUGACUGCUACUACCAUUGCUGAUCUGGUGGGGACCUUCAUCUGUACAGUCAACAACAGCAGAGGAACCUCCAACACUGUCAGCUUCUCCUUCAAUGGUAUUGACAUUGAGGGUGUUGAAGGUCUGGUGGUGGGCAGUAAUGCUGCUCUGAGGUGUGUGAGUGUGUCUCCUGCUACCAUGAUCGAAUGGGUCAACAGUGGAGUUGAAGUUACCAUGACUACAACAGGAUUGACCCUUGACCUCCCCUUCACCCCAGUCACUGACACUCUCCACAACUCAGAGUUCACUUGUCGAGUAACUAGAUCCCCAAGCAAUGGAGGAACUGGAGAACUCAGUACGUACCACACUCACUGUGACUGGUGA
Messenger RNA from Halichondria panicea, 3930 nucleotides. RefSeq lists its product as uncharacterized. The record is from RefSeq and is a predicted model, not a curated record. Bases 1 to 3930 code for a protein of 1309 amino acids. NCBI's taxonomy places the organism in Eukaryota, Metazoa, Porifera, Demospongiae, Suberitida, Halichondriidae. Gene Ontology annotation, molecular function: protein binding. The transcript is spliced from 16 exons.